This is a messenger RNA of Pollicipes pollicipes, 3480 nucleotides long. RefSeq names its product urea-proton symporter DUR3. The record is from RefSeq and is a predicted model, not a curated record. Lineage: Eukaryota; Metazoa; Arthropoda; Thecostraca; Pollicipedomorpha; Pollicipedidae. Gene Ontology annotation, molecular function: urea transmembrane transporter activity. Gene Ontology annotation, biological process: urea transmembrane transport. Bases 629 to 3118 code for a protein of 829 amino acids. The transcript has 2 exons. Gene Ontology annotation, cellular component: plasma membrane.
CCAGUCCUAACUCGUGUUUCCUUAUCCAGAUAUCGAUCGAGACCAGUGAACCGAACGACCCCGACGGCUUGGAGCAGGAGACUCGAAUUCCAGCGUUAAGGACUGACCACCUGAACAGCAGUCUAGCAAUACUCUUUUCCCGAACAUCUUGCAAUUUCCGCCAUCACCAAACAUCGUGACCGAUGGCCCGUGGACCGAAAAACCCUAAACCUGUCAGGCUACAUUAACCGAUGCCCAGAUUGGCGUGCGAGGGAUUCCCUGGCAUCGGAGGACAGCCGGGCAGCUCCCAGUGCGUCAUCAGGCGCGGACAAGUGUCUCUUGCGUCGAUCCAUCAGCCGCAGGCGCUGGGCCGUGCCUGGCCGGGCCCGGCUCAGUCAGAGGCGCCGGUAAUUUUAGCCUUGAUGCGCCAUCGCGCCGACGGCUUAAAGGAGCGACGCGCCCGCGCCCGCUCAGUGACCACCCGGUGCCGGUCGAGAGAGGGUCUCAGCGGCGCACGGCUCGAGCGGAGGUGCGACCGAUUGACAUACGACAGCAGCGCAGUGUACCGCGGUGGGAAGUUAUUGCUCAGUACAUACAGGUGCUUGCACUCUCGCCAGCCACGCUUAAUUAUAUAGGAAGAGGAAGAGGUAUGAGAAAAACGCACCGCGUGAUCUUCUUCCUUCUGGUGGCGUUCUGGUGCGACAGCGGAGCGCGUGCGCAGGAGGCGUCCUCGCCGGCGGCGGCCGGCGGUAGCCAUGGCACCCCAUCACCGUCCCCUGUGCCGCCCACGGUCACGCCACACGGCGAGCAGUGCAGCAAGUUCGUGCUGGAGACGCGUGCGGACCGCUCGGACCGCCAGCUGCGCGGCGUACAGCCCACCGUCAGCAUGGCGGAGGCCAUUGCCGUGUUCGCCGGAGUCGGUGUGUUCGCCUCCUUGAUCGCCUACGGCUUCCACAUGGUGAGGAAGCACAUCUACCACGACGCCGACAAUCUGGACACAGCGUUCGACGCCGGCGGCAAGGUGUCGAUCGGCCUGACAGCCACCACGAUCGUGUCACAGUGGACUUGGUCGGCGACGCUGCUGCAGUCGUCGACCGUCUCCAGUCUGUACGGCAUCAGCGGCCCCUACUGGUACGCUGGCGGCGCCACCAUCCAGAUCAUCCUCUUCGCCAUCCUCUCCAUCCAGCUGAAGACGCGCGCGCCCGGCGCCAAGACGUUCCUGCAGGUAAUCCACGCGCGCUUCGGUCCGCGCACGCACCAGGUGUAUUGCCUGUUCGCCUUCCUCACCAACCUGGUGGUGAUGAUGUCACUGACGAUCGCCGGCACGGCCGUACUCAACAGUCUGGUGGCCGACCUCAGCACGGAGAUGUCGGCCAUGCUGCUGGCCAUAGUCAUCGGCGGCUACACGCUGAUCGGCGGCCUGGGCGCCACCUUCUACGUCUCCUACUUCAACACGGCGCUCAUCUUCAUCAUGAUCCUGAUGCUGGUCAUCGAGGUGUACUACGACCCUAGCGGCAACCCCAACAACCCUUUCGGCAGCUCCGAACGCCUCUUUGACUUUGUAGAGUGCUGGCCCGGCCCGGCCGGCAACAAGGACGGCAGCUACCUGACGUUUCUCUCCUCGGGUGGCUUCAUCUUCGGCAUCGUCAACAUCGUCGGCAACUUCGGCACCGUAUUCUGCGACCAGGCGUACUGGCAGAGCUCAGUGGCGGCCAAGCCGCUGCAGGGUGUCUGGGGCUUCAUCCUUGGAGGCCUCACUUGGUUCGCCAUUCCCUUCUGCCUGGCCACCACGCUGGGCCUGUCCUACCUGGCCAUGAGCUCGGCGCAGGGUGCAGCCCUGCUUUCAGACAAGGACGUGUCGAAGGGCCUGGUGGCGCCGAUAGUGGCGCAGGUACUGCUUGGCCGCACCGGCGAGUACGCCAUUCUCUUCCUGAUCCUGAUGGCUGUCAUGUCGACCGGCUCUGCCGAGAUCAUCGCUGUCGCCUCGAUCGUCAUCUACGACGUCUUUCAGAUCUACCUGAAGCCAUUCCGCAGCGAUCUAGCCCCGGGGGAAUGUAUCCUGUGCGGUCACAAGGUGCGUCCCACCAGCGACGACCCCAAGCGCUGCACGUGCCCCUCCAUGCAGCGCUGCUCCGUCUGCCAUAAGGAUAACGUGGCCCGCAGCAAGGUCGACGGACUGGUGAAGCCCCACUUCACCUGCACCAUGCACGGCCAGUACCGCGAGUACCAGGAAAAGCUGCUCUACUACAAGAACUGGAGCAUCGUCUGGACGACGUUCAUGUCGAUCCCGCUGUGCAUCUUCUGCUGGGCGGUGGACCUGGACCUUGCGUGGACCUACUACUUCACCGGCAUCCUCAUCUCGUCGACCGUCGUCCCGAUCGCACUCUCCAUCCUCUGGGUGCGCGUCAGCGCGCGCGGCAUGAUUGGCGGCGCUGUUGGCGGCUGCAUCUGCGGUAUCACCAGCUGGCUGGUCUACGCCUCCACGUACCCGGGCGGCCUCAGCGACUUCGUGGUCAACACGGGCCAGCAGCUGCCGAUGCUGAUCGGAAACAUCGUCUCUGUGUCGGUGGGAGGCAUGGCGUGCGUCGCGCUCUCGCUGCUCGACAACGUGAACAUGACGGCUGCCGAGAUGGAGCACGAGUGGGAGAAGACGCGCGACAUUGACAACCCGCUGACGCCCUGGGUGUUUGUCUACCGCGACUGUCUCAACCUGAGCGAUAUGUCGCAGGCCGCCAGCUACCACGAACGGCCCCCCAUCGACGGCAUCGUCCGGCGCUUCCGACUGGCCAAGCGGACGGCAUUCGUAGCCGGCGCGUGCUUCACGCUGCUGUUCGUCGUUGUCUGGCCGGGCAGCAUGAUCGCCGCGCACCCGCUGGACAGUGCCGGCUUCCUGGCCUGGACGACCCUCUCCAGGGGUUGGGGCUUCUUAGCGGCUGCCUUCAUCAUUAUCGUGCCGCUGGUACAGGAGCUGGUCGCCAUCGUCAGCCAGUGGCGUAAGAACCAGUGCGCGCCGGUCGUCAGCACACCUGCAAUCCGCUCGCUGCAGGACGCCGAGGUUGUGGAAAACGGCGCGACCGCGGGCCGCGCCGCCAGCGACGCGCCGUUGGCCGAAAACGGACACGUGAGGGCGGCCGAGUGACGCGCCCAGGGCGUUCCGCCCGUUUUGGCGGCUGGCCUGCCGGCCCCGUCGGCGCCAUCACGCGUGUGCGACGCGUUCUGGUUUUUAUGUGUGUACGGUAUGAAUAAACACAUAGCUGCUGUGCUAUCAGGCCGUUUCAGCUAAGAUAUUGGUGUCGUACUCAGUGCAUUUUCUAGUAUCGUGGGAGAAUUGUCGAUUCCAAAGGAUAGUUCUUGCCAGCGCCAUGCCCAUGAUUAUACGCAUGUUUACAAAUGGAAGACUAUUGACGGCGAUGUUUAUAGUACAAACUGUGCAGUACGCUUUUUGUUAGGAUGCCAGUGGAAAUGUCUUUUGCAUAAUUUUGUACAAAAAUGUGUGCCGCA